Messenger RNA from Symbiodinium natans, 1287 nucleotides. NCBI's taxonomy places the organism in Eukaryota, Dinophyceae, Suessiales, Symbiodiniaceae. The record is from the annotation of a GenBank genome assembly.
AUGGCCGAUGGUGGGACGGAUUCGGUGAAUGAUCCAUCGCAGUUUCGACUCAAAAGCCGAAGAUCUUACCAUGGAGUAGACAGAGAAACAGUGUCGAAGGAGGCCUUCCUGGAACAAGACAAGGAUGAGAAUUUUGCAAAUCUCUAUGACGAAGUGUCUGAGCAGAAUCUGCGCCGUGUGUGGAGCAGCCUGAGUGGUCUUUGGCUCGCGCACAGCAGCUUCGCGGCAGCCACCGAGGAGCCUUUCCACGUCCGAGAUGUGUCGCUCCUCCCCAGGUCGAAAGAAUCCGGGGAGAGCGUGCUGGCGAGACACAGGAUCGCAGUGCAGUGUUGCAAGGGGUGCAAGUACCCUGAUGAUUGCAGCCCAGGGCAGGAUAACUUUAGCUGCUCCCGGCUGCCCGGGGGCUUUCGCCUGCACUGCGUGGCGGAUGGCCAUGGCGAGGAGGGAAAUUGGGUUUCCGAGCGAGUCGUCCGGGCACUGCCCUACUUCUUGAGCUCACGAGAUUGUCGGCAGAUGCUCCGCGAGGGUGAGGUGGAAAGUGCCUUCUCGUCGGCGUUUGAUCGACUUCAGGAGGAUGUUGUGUCUGCAUCGCGGGAAGCUGGAAUAAAUAUUCAGCUUUCCGGGAGCACUGCAGCAUGCAUCCUGCGCCAAAUUCAUAGCCCCGUCGUCUGGGUUGCGUCCACAGGUGACUCUCGAGUCAUUCAUGUGAGCCGGGAUGGCAGCGUCUCUUUCGCAACCGAAGACCACAAGCCCUCCAAUGCCAGUGAACGUCAGCGCGUCAUCAUGAGUGGCUGCGAAAUAACCACGAGCGACGCCGCAAAUGGAGAGGUGCUGGAAAAGAUUUGCCUCCUUGGGCAGCGUGGCAAGCUUCCGGAACUUGGAUUCACGCGGUCCAUCGGCGACCUGAUGUACAAGAAGUAUGGCGUCACUGCCAGACCAGAGGUUUACAGGCUUGAGAAGGAGUUGGGCGAUGGCUCUGGACACUUCCUUCUGGCCAGCGACGGAGUUUGGGAGUUCAUGAGCAAUGAAGAGGUUGCCUCAAUCGUCCACAGCAAACUUCAGGCAGGUGUGGCAAAAGACUCAAUAGUUCAGGAGGUGGUCAAGGUGGCUCAAGGCAAGUGGAAGGAGCAUGAGUUUGAUUAUUGCGAUGACAUAACUCUGAUUAUGGUGCCGACGCGGCAGGUGACCGGCGCCCCACCUGCUCCUGAUGAUAGUUGCCUGGGAGGCGUCGUCUAUGCUUCGGAGGAAUGCUUGGCGCGUGUAGAUAGACUUUGCGCCAUUCAGUAG